Messenger RNA from Homo sapiens (human), 2980 nucleotides. It is a transcript of the gene GRB14, whose product is annotated as growth factor receptor bound protein 14. The transcript is spliced from 8 exons. Lineage: Eukaryota; Metazoa; Chordata; Mammalia; Primates; Hominidae. The record is from RefSeq and is a predicted model, not a curated record. The coding region runs from base 174 to 1184 and encodes 336 amino acids. Gene Ontology annotation, molecular function: protein-macromolecule adaptor activity. Gene Ontology annotation, biological process: signal transduction. Gene Ontology annotation, cellular component: cytoplasm; endosome membrane.
GCAGAUAGCUCGGCCGCGCGUCUCAGCCGCCGGGGCCCCGAGCGCAGGCGGCGAGGCCACCACACCUGCAGAGCGCUCGGGCUGCCUAGCCGGCACCUCGCCUCCCGCCGCGCAAACCCCUUCUCCCCACGCGCCGAGUCUCCCAUGACGCCCGAGCCCCCCGGCCGGCGACAAUGACCACUUCCCUGCAAGAUGGGCAGAGCGCCGCGAGCAGGGCGGCUGCCCGGGAUUCGCCGCUGGCCGCCCAGGUGUGUGGCGCUGCCCAGGGGAGGGGCGACGCCCACGACCUGGCGCCGGCCCCCUGGCUGCACGCGCGAGCGCUCCUGCCCCUUCCGGACGGGACCCGCGGCUGUGCUGCAGACAGGAGAAAAAAGAAAGAUCUUGAUGUUCCGGAAAUGCCAUCUAUUCCAAACCCUUUUCCUGAGCUAUGCUGUUCUCCAUUUACAUCUGUGUUGUCAGCAGACCUAUUUCCCAAAGCAAAUUCAAGGAAAAAACAGGUGAUUAAAGUAUACAGUGAAGAUGAAACCAGCAGGGCUUUAGAUGUACCCAGUGACAUAACGGCUCGAGAUGUUUGUCAGCUGUUGAUCCUGAAGAAUCAUUACAUUGAUGACCACAGCUGGACCCUUUUUGAGCACCUGCCUCACAUAGGUGUAGAAAGAACAAUAGAAGACCACGAACUGGUGAUUGAAGUGCUAUCCAACUGGGGGAUAGAAGAAGAAAACAAACUAUACUUUAGAAAAAAUUAUGCCAAAUAUGAGUUCUUUAAAAACCCAAUGUAUUUUUUUCCAGAGCAUAUGGUAUCUUUUGCAACUGAAACCAAUGGUGAAAUAUCCCCCACACAGAUUUUGCAGAUGUUUCUGAGUUCAAGCACAUAUCCUGAAAUUCAUGGUUUCUUACAUGCGAAAGAACAGGGAAAGAAGUCUUGGAAAAAAAUUUACUUUUUUCUAAGAAGAUCUGGUUUAUAUUUUUCUACUAAAGGAACAUCAAAGGAACCGCGGCAUUUGCAGUUUUUCAGCGAAUUUGGCAAUAGUGAUAUUUAUGUGUCACUGGCAGGCAAAAAAAAACAUGGAGCACCGACUAACUAUGGAUUCUGCUUUAAGGUGUUACCUUCAAGAUAUGCAUUAACGAUAAACAAUGUGCUGUGGCCUUCUAGCCUAACAAAGCGGGAGGGCCCCGAGACCUGAAAAUGCUCUGUGCAGAAGAAGAGCAGAGUAGGACGUGCUGGGUGACCGCGAUUAGAUUGCUUAAGGUAAUCUCGCCGGAGGCAUGAAUUUCUAUUAACUGCUGUGAGUACCAUAAAAGUUAGAAAAUAUCUGUAUUUCAGAACGUGAAGUCUCACUGGGUGGCUACAUGAGAAAGAAGAAAAAUAACCACCAAAUGUGUAUGUUUUUAAAAUUCUAAAUGAUAAACAUUUUCGGAGUAGAGUGGAAUAACCUAAUACAUUUCUGUUUUGUGUGUGGAGUAAGUAUUCCAUUUCUAGAAAUGUUCUGAUUUUCACUUUUGUGAAGGUAUUACAUAGCCAGUGUAACUGAAUGAAAUGUCUCCUAUACAUGACUAAGUCUGCACUCUUAAAACGUUGCCAACAAUCCAAGGUAAAGUGUAUUUUAAAAUGUGCCCACCCUUGAGAUAUUUAAUGUAACUGUUUUGUGUUCGAUUCGUGUUUUAUAAAUUGCUUUCUAGUUUAAUAAGCAUGACUCAAAUUAUUGUACAAUUUUACUAUGAAUAUAUUUUUUAAACAUCUACUCUCGUGCUAAGUAGAAAUUACAACUUCCGUAAGCAUAAUUUGUUGCUGCUGAGCAAUUUUGAAAUGAGUAACAAUAUUCUAAAGGUAGACUCUCAUAGGAAAUAAAAGCAGAACUGAUGUCUUCCAGAAUGUAUAGAAAGCAUAUUUAUUUUCAAAAACUGUUUGCCAGAAAAUUGAGCAAAACUUAAACUGUAUACUUAUCAACUAUUUCCUUUUAAAGAUACUGAUUUGGUAGUCACAGUUAGGGAGGAAAUUACAAAAUUUUGUUGUUGAAAAGAUACAAUCCAGGGAAAGUGCCCGUCCACAUUAGUUAGUAUUGCUGCUGCUGAAGCCAACAAAAUACAUAAUUUAUUGUUAUUAUUAAAUUUUUGGUUUAAAAUAAGAGCAUUAACAUUUUCUAAGGUACUCUUUAUAAUUUAUGCCUAGGCACUAAUAUAAUUUGCCAAUAUAUUGAUUAUGCAUAUUAUAUGUGUAUUAGAUAUAUAUAAUCCUUUUCUUACCACAGGAAGAUUUAGAUUAUUAACAAUGCGUGUACUAAAACUAGCUUUUCAAUAUAGUUAGAAAUGAAAAUCAGAGAAGCUGGAGCACUGUGAAGUCCUUAGGUUCCCCCAUUUCAUUUACCCUGAAGAAGGGGAUGAAGUAAACUUUUCAAUUGAUUUGCAGUUUGUAUAUUUUCCAGGUGUACUUUUUUUCUUCUGCCUUUGCCAUUUUUACCUCUUCUGCUCUCUGUUGACUUUUUCCUAGCAUCCAACUUAAGAGAUAUCAGGGUAAAGAAGGACAGAAUAGUAAUAAUCAGAAUCAUUAUCAUACCAGGUUUAGAAGAAAGUUUUAUUUUGUAUUCUUACAAUUUUUAAAUUGAGGUAAAAUUCACAAAAUAUAAAAUUAAUCAAACUAUUGUUAAUGUGAAUAAUUCAGUGGCGUUUAGUGCAUUCAGUUCCAAGACAUUUUAAUCACCUCAAAAGCAAACUCCAUACCCAUUAAGCAGCUACUCCCACACCCUAGCAAUCACCAAUUUGCCUCUGUCUGUGUGGAUUUACCUAUUGUAGGUAUUUCAUAUAAAUGGAAUCAUACAGUAUGUGACCUUUUGUUUCUGACUUUUACUUAGCAUAGUGUUUUGUGGUUCACCAACAUUGAAGCAUAUGUUAGCUCUUUAUUCCUUUUUAUGGCUGUGUACUAUUCCAUUGUAUAUAUAGCUCUCUAUAUCUAUCUAUAUGUUGGAUAAACACAGUUUAUCCA